AUGUGGACCCUCAUAUCAUUUUUAUCACUGAUAACAAUAUAUAGGUUAUCAUUACUAACGCAAGCAGCAAAUGGGCCGGUACAAAGACGUUUUGAAUACAAGCAUAGUUUUCGUGCACCUGACUUAGCUUUACGUGAUGGCACUAUACCGUUCUGGACAGUUACUGGUGAUGCAAUAGCUUCCAGUGAACAACUUCGAUUAGCACCAUCUAUGAGGAGUCGAAAGGGACUUGCGUGGAAUAAGCGAGUAAUGGCUGAGUCAGAUCACUUUGAAAUUCAAGUUGCUUUUCGAAUAACUGGACAAGGUCGUAUUGGCGCUGAUGGUAUUGCUGUCUGGUAUACUGCUCAGCAGCCCACUCUCGGUCCUGUGUUUGGAGCAAAUGAUUACUGGACAGGAAUGGGGCUUUUUCUGGAUUCGUUUGAUAAUGAUGCCCAGAAAAAUAAUCCAUUCGUAGCACUAAUGAUUAACGAUGGUACCAGACAGUAUGACCAUCAGACUGAUGGCUCACAACAAAUGCUUUCAGGUUGCCAGAAAGAUUUUCGUAAUAAACCAUAUCCAGUUCAUCUGAAAAUUGAAUACCUUCACAAUGUUCUCACCGUAUCAAUAUCCGAUGGUUUGCAAGCUAAACCUCGUUACGAGUUAUGUAUUCGCGCUGAAAAUAUAUUUUUGCCAAAGAACGGGUUUUUCGGUAUUUCCGCUGCUACAGGUGGUUUAGCAGAUGAUCAUGAUAUUGUUAAAUAUAGCGUAUUUUCAUUAUAUACCGACAGAGGAUCAGUGCCUUCUUCUCUUCCACAAGAGGAAAAACAGAAAUAUGAUGCUGAAUUUGAAAGACAAAUGAAAGAGUAUGAAAAAGAACGACAAAAAUUCAAAGAAGAGCAUCCAGAAAAAGCAAAACUGGAUACAUUGGAUGAAGAAAUCGCUGGAGUAUAUGAAGAUGCAUCGCAGAGAGAAAUGAGGAUGAUUAUUGAAAUGCAAACAAAUAUUCAUCAAAUUCUGCAACAUCUGGAAAAUCGAUUGCAGGAUAUCAGUCAACAGCAAAAUGUUCAAUCUUCAUUGAUUCAACAGUGUGCAACUAGAAGUGAUGGAGCUACGCUUGGUAAACCAGGUGAAGUGGCUCUCGGUGUUGGAGGUUUCCAGCAGCAUGAAAAGAAUGAAGCAUUGCAGUCAUUACGGGAUUUAACAUCUAGUGUCCGGGAUAUGAAGAGCUAUGUAAAUGAAAUAUUUACUCGUACCUAUAAUCUUGAGCAGAAAAUGGGAGAUGGAAGUGCAGUAAGAUCUCCAUCUGGCACUACAGGAGACCCGGCUUUACGAUCUCUCAUUGAAGCAAUACAAAAUGAUGUACGACAAAUUAGAACAACGCAACUUGGAGCACCAAAUGUUCAAAUUGGUGAUUAUUGCACGAACGUUCCCUGUUUAUCGUCAUCAUUUUUCAUGACUAUUAUUUUAGCGCAGAGUACAAUUAUUAUCCUUGCCCUCUGGAUAAGAGGCAAGCCGGAGAAAGCGAAAUUUUAUUAA
Messenger RNA from Acanthocheilonema viteae, 1515 nucleotides. Lineage: Eukaryota; Metazoa; Nematoda; Chromadorea; Rhabditida; Onchocercidae. The record is from the annotation of a GenBank genome assembly.